AUGUUUGACUUUGAGGAAGUUGACAAUGCAGCGAACAUCGUUGUCAGGGUUGUUUCAGCCAAUGUCCCUGAAAUUGACGAGGUUGCUUUCAUGCAGAGGGGCACUCGCCAAAACCCUCAUAGCCAGCGCGGUUCUGGCAACCAAAGAGGAGGAAGAGGGAGCAACGAUGGCUUUUGCUUCAAUGCCGACGCUGCACCUUUUGAGCCUGACAGAUUGCCACUUGAUCACCAAUCAGCAUUUGUACAAGUUCUUUUCCGUCUCUGGGACUUGCGUGCAUUUGCGUGGGAGAAUGAAGAUAGGUCCACUCUGGUCCACACCUUCUUUGUCGACCACACGGACAUCAUUCCCAUAUGCUCUCCUGGCAGAAUGGUUCGAAUCUACUCGGACUUUGGUCACUGGCAGCAAAAACUCAAACAAGCUUGGAGAGACAAAGUUCGUGAAGGGAGUGAUUUGGAAUUUCUUGUGGUUUCACCUACACCUUCAUUGCUGGAAGCGGAAGUUGCGGCUUGUGUCCUUCUGGUGCAGUCGCCACGUGCUGACAUUGUUUCCGUUGUGGUCUCGGUGUUCGAGGGUGAAUUCAGGCCUUUUCAGCUGAGAGCUCGCAUUACUGUCACGGUUUGGACCAAUAUUUAUUUGGAACAUAUUUUGACUUCCAUUGGCUACUUUGACGCAGUGCUUGGCAUGCGACCCACUCAUCAAUGCUGGGCUUGGCAUGGUGACACACCACUGCGCUGGGGACAGCCAUUACCAGGCAGCAAUGGAUUUGGUAUUGUUGUGCAUCUUCGACGCCUGCCACCGCUUCCUCCACCGGUUGCAGCUGGGGACGAAGUUGUGACUUUGCAACUUGCGAGUUUGCUCCCUUCACAGGAAAUCCCUUCACCAGCUGUUACCUUGGAAGAGGAGACUUUACAUACCUGUGCUGUGAAACUCCUGCGUGGGCAUGAUCAAGUUGCCGCACUACCGGAGUAUGUUGAGAUCCUCGCUCCCCCUAGUAAAAGCUCCAUUGAAGAUGAACUCCGCACUUGGGGGCAUGACUGCAGGGUGAUUCUUUGUCAACCACAUGAUGUCGCAGUUUGCUUUCCUCAAGAUGAGGGGCCCACUUUGGAGCGAGUACACUUCAUCUAUGUCAAUCAGGAUGCCACUGACUCUGCUGGAGUUAUUCUACAUUCGAGUGAAUCUCUGAUGCAUGAGAUCUGUCACAUGCGUUUUCUUCACCAGUUGAGCUAUGAGAAGGCUGUCAUUCUGGGAGAAAGAGAGUGCAUUGCAGGUCUCAAAGUUGUUGAUUUCCAGGAGUCGGUUGGAACAUUACAACAGAAGCAAUCGCGGCCACGGUCUCCAAAAGCUUGGCCACCUACACGACAACCUGUUGCCCAGUUUACGGAAGUCUUCGCCAAAGAUCAGCAACUGACAUUGAAUCCAACAUGCGUGUUGCAGCUUGGUGUGGGUUUCUCUGACCUUGUGAAUUUCUUUCAGUCAUCAGGGACCUUGUGCGAUUCAUUUGAGGGCAUUGACAUUCCUGAAGUUGCUCGGCCUUUUGUGGACUCUUUGCAGCCCGUCCAGAGAUAUGAUCGCAUCAUCAUCUAUGUUGACGGCUCUUCUCAAUCACUACAGAAGCAUUGUGCCCCUCUCUGGGUUGAUCUCCAUGGCAUACCAGAUUCAUGGGCCUUUGUGGCCAUUGGAGAGACUUAUGAUGCGCCACCAGAUCAGGCCUUUUGUCUUCUUGGAUGGCAGGCGCAACAAGUUCGGUAUGAGGAAACCAGCCCAGCCUUUGCAGGUGCCCUCAGAAUUGGUUCGCUUAUUGCUGAGCGUGAAGGACUGUUCUUUGCAGCGCUUUGGCGUCUCUGCCGCAAUGAGAACACGGCCACUCUUUUUCGCAGUGAUUCGCAGUUAAGCUGUGAACAGGCACAUGGCACGGUUGGAUGCGCCGAUCUUGACUUGUCAUUCAUGUUGUUCAGGGGCAUUUUCCAAGCUUUAGAAGCUUCGCUCCCAUUUGGGCAUUUGCAAAUUGAACACGUUCACGGUCACAACGGUGAUGCUCUGAAUGAGAUCGCGGAUAUUUUGGCAAAGACGGAGGGCACCAAAAGUUUUCAUUUGCCAAGACAGCCCAUUGAUCUCCGCCAUUGGAAACAUGUGAUUCCACAUUUGUGGCUCCUCUUUGCAGAACAUCAUGGAGGUCCCAAAUUUUGUGGACAUGGCUUUGACAUUGAAUGCCCGAGUUUGCCUCCCGCACAGACACCUGUGGGUGCUGAUGAACAACAACCAGCACCACUUACCUGGCGCAGAGCAUCUUGGACACUUAGCAUGGCAUCUGCUAAUGUGACUACGCUGGGCUUGGGCACCGGGGGAUAUCAAGGAAAACUUGAUUUCCUGCGAGCACAAUUUGUUGCGUUCCAUUUGCAUCUUUUGGGUGUCCAAGAGGCCAGAUCACAAGAGGGCACGACUUUAGUUGGAAACGUGUUACGGCUUUGUUCUGGAAGUGCAGGUGGCCACCUUGGUGUUGAGUUAUGGUGCAAUUUGAAUCAACCAAUUUGCUUUGUGAAUGGUGCUCCCAUCUUUUUCAAUGCCGGAGAUUUUCAAGUUCUGCAUCGCGAUCCCAGACGUCUCCUUGUCCGCACCACAUCCCAUGACGUGACUUUCCUCCUUUUGGUGUGUCAUGCGCCUCAGAGCGGAGUUAGCCUGGCAGAACGAAGUGCAUGGUGGACUCAAACCACAGAAUUGUUACAGGGUUUGGGCAAAGGAGAUCAUCUUUUUCUCAUGACAGAUGCGAAUGCAGGUCCCGGUGAAGCAGAUGGCAUUGCGGCUUAUGAGAAUGGAUUCCGCACUAGCAGUGGCACUCCCCUUUUGCGGCAAUUUCUUGACGAACAUUCUCUUUGCCUGCCGUCUACAGCCUCCUUUCAUACUGGUCCAAAGCACACAUGGAUUUGUCCAGAUGGUUCUCAAGAAUUCUGCAUUGAUUUCGUUUUGCGAUUCCACGUGAGUUUUUCUCCUCUUGCACAUGGUCGCAAACUUUGGAAGAUUUCGAUCUUGGACAACAACACAUUGACCAUUUGGCAGUUGGCAUUGAACUCCAAUGGAAUCAAUGGACCUCCUGUGCUUCUCGGGCCCGGACUGGAACGAGUUUCGACCGCCACCGUAUUCGAAAUUUGGGCACUGCGGAGCCGAAAGCUUCAUCAUCGUCGACAAUUGCGUGUCGUCCAGAAGAUCAUCCGCAAUGAAGCCAUUGCUCUUUGCUUCCGGGCUUGGAAGAGGGAGCAUCUUACACGUGAAGAGGCACCAUGUGCUCUUGAGUUUAUGGAGGGGUUUGCUUUUGGGAUUUCACUCCGUUGUGGUGGCCUCAAACAUGCGGCUGGUCUCAUUUCUACAGCCAAGCAGCUCCGCAAAGAACUUCGUUCUGCCAAGAGGGCUGCUCUGGCGAAGGUUUUUGAUUCCUUUUUUGCCAAUGUCUCAGCUUCCACUAUUCUCCAUGAAUUGAAGCCUUUUAUAGGCACAGCAAAUGCGAAGAAAAGAGGACUUCAACCGCUGCCCUUUGUCAUGGAUGAGAUUGGCAUUCCUUGUGCCGAUCCUAUUGCUGCCAGAGAGCGUUGGAUUCGCUUUUUCAUGCAGAUGGAAGCUGGCAAAAGGAUGGACGCCACUGAGCAGAGAGAGCGUUGGAUCAAGACAUUGCAGUACCUUCGAACUGACCAGAUGGAUGUUGCGAUCCAGGAGGUUCCGACAUUGACAGAGCUGGAGCAGGCCAUGAGACGCACUCGUAUUGGCAAGGCUACUGGACCUGACCACCUUCCUGCGGAAGUGUUUCAUUACUUCCCGGCCGCAAUUGCCAAACAAUCCUUUUCCCUGAUGCUGAAGACCGCCCUCCAAGGGCAAGAACCUUUGCUUCACAAGGGUGGCUGGCUAUUUCCUCUUUGGAAAGGGAAAGGAGACAAAGGAGUUUGUGACUCAUACUGUUCCAUCUUGAUCAGUUCACAUCUGGGUAAAUGCAUUCAUCGCACACUCCGCAUCAAACAUGCUAGUGUGUAUGAGAAGUACAUGCAAGCCCAACAAAUCGGGGGCCGAAGAAGAACGCCCGUGACUUUAGGAGUCCAUCAGGCUCGUGCAUUUCAGAGGAUUCAGGGCGCACGUGGGAGAUCUACAGCACUCAUCUUUUUAGAUCUCACCGAAGCGUUCUAUAGAGUCAUCAGACAGUUGGCUUUACCAUUGGAAUGUUCAGAUGAGCUCUUAGCACAUGUUGCAGAACGCCUUUGCCUGGGGCCAGAUGCUUUGUUUGAGCUACAUGAGCUUCUUGGGCGUUCUUGUGCGGUUGCAGAUGCCUCAUUGCCUUUACAUGCACAGCGAGCAUUCAGUGCCCUGCAUCUUGACACACAUUUUGGCCUACAUGGCCAGUCGGAUCGAUGCGUCACCGCCCUUGGCAGUAGGUUUCUGUCGUUGGACAUUAUGUUCAUCUGGGCGGUGAGUUGCAUCACAGCGGAGAUCUACGGAGUGAGGAGACUUUUGCGGCUCGGCCCUGAAGAUCAUGUGAGCGAUGUGGAAGUCUUGGUUUUGACAGGCUUACCUUCGCCCACAGAGCUUUUACGAUUGGCGCGUUUGAGAUAUCUGAGCUCACUGAUCUCAGCGGGCUCCGAAGACCUUGGAGACACAGCCUAUGGGUGCAUGAAGUGUUGCAAAGUUUUCAAGAACAAAGCUGGAGAGGGCUCGCAUAUGCACAAAGCUCAUGGAUAUGUACAUCCUGUUCGGUUGCUUUUUCAGGGCACGCAGUGUGCCAUUUGCCUUCGUCAGUACUUCACAUUUGCCAAGUUGCAACAACAUUUGCGAUGUGUGGAGGCUUGCAGGACACAAUGGUAUGGCCUUUCGUGCACUCUUGCGCCAGCGCCGGGCAUUGGAUCCUGUGUCAAUCGGGAUCUUGAGCAGGAGCAUGAUCGUUUGCUGCCUCCUUUGCAAGCCCUUGGUCCUCAACUUCCUCCAGGUCAAGAACGUGAGUUUGACUCUGUUGACUGGAAACUUUUUGCUGAUCUAUCUUUGAUUCUCUAUGACACACCGGGUGCAUGUUCCCUUGAAGCGGAGCUCAGGGACCACAUUCAGUCGAGAACCAUCUCCUGGAGCACCUGCCUUUGCACUCUCACUGCGUUGCUUGAGCAUCUUGAGAUUUGGCGUUUCGGAAUUUGCACAUUGACCAAUGGUGGUGUCAGAAAGUCAGAAUGGCGUUCAGCCUUGGAAUUUAUCGUGGAGAAGAUGGGUGCUGAGAACUUACGCAUCACCCAGCUUCGCUUAGGCACAGCCUUGCUGUGGAGCAUCGUCACCUGCUGCACCAUCUAUCGCUGCUGGGACAUGGCGCAGCUGCGAUGGGUUUUGAUGUUUCACCACCUAUUGGCUGCUGCUGGGCUGGAUGAGGGCUUGCUGAUGUCCUUCUCGGCCUCGGAGCCGUUUCUCCAGCGGCUGCUGCGUCCAGGCUCCCCGGUGACCCCCUGGAUGCCAGGGCUGCUGCCGCGGACGCAGACGGUGCUUGGUGCCUGUGUCUAUGCCAGUUUUCUGCUGAUGGCGAUUUUUCAGUUGAUCACCUACCGAGUCUCUGACAAGGACGUGAUGAUCUUCACUGGUGUUUUUCUUCUUGCUUGCACCUUUGACCGUGGAUUAUUUCAUUCGACGCGACCAUCAGAUAUUCUGAAGUUUUUGGUCUCAACCUUGCUGCCUGGGUCUGAAGUCAACACUUAUGUGCUGCUGGCUUGUUUGUACUUUUGGUCUGGUAUGUACAAACUAAGGGGAUUCUUUCAUGGAUUCGUGUUCCAGUACCAGUUCUUGAAUUUCUCAGGCAUCUCAUGGUACCUUCGCAACUUCUACCUCACCAAGGACUAUCUCCCGCGUGCUGAGUUCCGUGCCUUUGGUGCACUGGGGACUUGGAUUGAAAUGCUGGCGGGCAUCGGCAUGAUACUGACGGCUCUGCCUGGCUACGGAGAGAUCUUUGUUUUGUUGGCCGUGGCAAUGCACGUGUUCAUUUUCUUUUUUGGCAUGGGUCCCUUCCGCUGGAAUCUGAUGACCUGCUACAUGCUAUUGGUGUCCUCCAAGCUUUGCAUGGAAGGUAAGAUGGGUCCAAUGGACUCCAUGGAGCCAAGUCAUCCUGCCAUGGAACUGGCUCCUGCAUCCAUGGCCUAUGUGGCCUUUUUUGGUUUGGUGAUUCCAAGCAUCGGAUGUUUGGAUCCGGAAACCCUGGGACGAUACCUUGGUGGCUACCGUAUGGCCACCUUCCACUUUGCUGGCAACGAGAUGUACCACGCCCUGCUGAUCUCCAAGGCAGCACUGCCGGAGAACCAGACCUCAACCGGCUCCAUACAGCGGCUGUUGCGGCAGCGAGCCCAAGAGUAUGAUCGGGUCACCGAGGACCUGGAUCUCUUUACGGCGCUGUUGUACUCUGACGGCCUAGACGUGGAAGGCGCCUUGCGUCGGGGCUGUGGACGGGUAGAACCCACCCUCGACUUCGAGGACUUCGACCAGAAGUACAUGUUCGUGCCCAUCACAUGGCUGAACUGCCGCGGGCCGUUGCUGAACACCAAGUGGGAUGAAUCUUUGCCCAUCACUGAUAGCUUCGUGGAGCUUGUGCUGGAUGCCCUGGGAUAUGCCGAAGCUCAGCUUCCUCGAGGUGUGGCCCUUCUUUUUGUGGCACAUGCGGUGCCAUGGCUCUGUGGACAGAGGAAACGUGUCGAGCUAUUCGAUCUUGCGGACUCCAAAUGGUCAGACCGACGUUGGUGCGAAGAUGCUGCGCUACCUUGGACUUUGCUUGCACAGGCAGCAAGCCAAACCACGAACUGCAGUGAUGCUAAAGUGCCACUGCUUUGA
This is a messenger RNA of Cladocopium goreaui, 6825 nucleotides long. NCBI's taxonomy places the organism in Eukaryota, Dinophyceae, Suessiales, Symbiodiniaceae. The record is from the annotation of a GenBank genome assembly.